Messenger RNA from Callorhinchus milii (elephant shark), 1092 nucleotides. RefSeq names its product 5-hydroxytryptamine receptor 1E. The coding region runs from base 1 to 1092 and encodes 363 amino acids. Gene Ontology annotation, cellular component: dendrite; plasma membrane. Gene Ontology annotation, biological process: chemical synaptic transmission; G protein-coupled receptor signaling pathway, coupled to cyclic nucleotide second messenger. Lineage: Eukaryota; Metazoa; Chordata; Chondrichthyes; Chimaeriformes; Callorhinchidae. The transcript has a single exon. Gene Ontology annotation, molecular function: neurotransmitter receptor activity; G protein-coupled serotonin receptor activity. The record is from RefSeq and is a predicted model, not a curated record.
AUGAACUUCACCAAUUGUUCGUUUGACUCCUGCGCCGGGCAAACAAAGACGUUCACUGAAAGGCUGGCGGUGUCUUUGUCACUGUCACUCAUCACAUUGCUCACCACGCUGCUGAACACUGCGGUGAUUUCCGCCAUCUGUCUGACCAAGAAACUCCACCAACCGGCCAACUAUCUGAUCUGUUCCUUGGCCCUGACUGACCUGCUGGUGGCUGUGCUGGUCAUGCCGGUCAGUAUUAUGUACAUGGCGACUGACGUCUGGCUCCUCGGGUACAUUGUGUGUGAGGCUUGGCUAAGUCUGGAUAUGACCUGCUGCACCUGCUCCAUCCUCCACUUGUGUGUCAUCGCCCUGGACCGCUACUGGGCCAUUACAGACGCCGUGGAAUAUGCCCGAAAGAGAACAGCGCGACGUGCCUGUGUCAUGAUACUGAGCGUCUGGGCCAUCUCCACACUCAUCUCCAUGCCACCUCUCUUCUGGAGGAGAUACGAUGCCAACAGCACCAGCGAGAAGUGCCUAAUCACGCACGACCACAUCAUCUACACCAUUUACUCCACACUGGGGGCCUUCUACAUCCCCAUGGCCCUCAUUCUCCUGCUCUAUUACCGCAUCUACAAUGCGGCCAAGCACCUGUAUCAGAAGCGGGGCUCCAGCCGGCACUUUAGCAGCCAGAGCGGCCAGAGUCAGAUCUCCUACAUGAGCUGCAGGCUGACCCACACCUUCUGCGGCUCAGACUUCUCCACCUCCGACCCCGCCUUGGAGUUCGACAAGAUCAACGUCACGUUGAGGAUGCCUCCAUUUGAGAGCGACAUGGUGAACCCUUGCGACCGACAACAGAUCUCCACCUGUCGGGAAAGGAAGGCAGCCCGAAUCCUCGGCCUCAUCCUCGGAGCCUUCAUCAUCUGCUGGCUGCCCUUCUUCAUCAAGGAGCUCUUUGAGGGGCUUCGCUUGUGCACUGUGUCUCCGCUUGCUGCUGACCUCCUCACAUGGCUUGGCUACAUCAACUCAUUAAUCAACCCCUUGCUCUACACCAGUUUCAAUGAAGAUUUCAAACUAGCCUUUCAAAAGCUUAUAAGGUGCAGGAAACACUCUUAG